UCUAAUGCAGCGUUGCCUUAUGAAAUGAUCUUUCGAUGCAUCACGUGGUCUUCUUACGUCAGCCUGUCGAUUUGGCGUCACACCAGAGGGAACAGCAGAAGAACAAGAUGGAGGAAUAUGCCAGAGAACCCUGCCCCUGGAGGAUUGUUGAUGAUUGUGGAGGAGCCUUCACCAUGGGAGCGAUUGGAGGAGGAAUAUUUCAGGCAGUCAAGGGCUUCAGAAAUGCACCCUCCGGUAUGAACCACAGAAUGAGGGGAAGCAUGACCGCCAUCAAGACCAGAGCUCCACAACUUGGAGGAAGCUUUGCAGUAUGGGGAGGCCUCUUCUCCAUGAUUGACUGUGGUUUAGUACAAGUAAGAGGGAAGGAGGAUCCUUGGAACUCGAUUACGAGUGGGGCCAUGACGGGAGCCAUCCUUGCUGCAAGAAAUGGUCCAGUAGCCAUGGUGGGCUCUGCAGCCAUGGGAGGAAUCCUGCUGGCAUUGAUAGAGGGUGCUGGAAUCUUGCUUACUAGAUUUGCCUCAUCACAAUUCCCAACUGGGCCCCAGUUUGCCGAGGAACCGGCCCCUGCUCCCAUGGCUGCCCCUUCCUUUGGAGACUACAGACAAUACCAGUGAGAGGACUCACUUCUUAUCCUCUAGGCUUUUUUGAAUUCCUUGCUGAAGUUACAAAGAGGAAAUGGAGAUGUAAAAUACCACACAUCUGAGAAUAGCAACUGCACCCAACUUUAUGGGCCGUGUCAGAGAAGUGAAGGACGAAGUACAUGUUCAUUUUCCUCCUUUCAAGGGCCAUGUACAGAUCUGUCUUGUGCCAUUGUACGCCUUGUCAUGUGCAUCUGUUUCACCCAACUCUGGUUAAAUACAAACACGUGGUGAGACUGGA
Messenger RNA from Gasterosteus aculeatus aculeatus (three-spined stickleback), 879 nucleotides. RefSeq names its product translocase of inner mitochondrial membrane 17 homolog A (yeast) (gene timm17a). Gene Ontology annotation, cellular component: TIM23 mitochondrial import inner membrane translocase complex. The record is from RefSeq and is a predicted model, not a curated record. NCBI's taxonomy places the organism in Eukaryota, Metazoa, Chordata, Actinopteri, Perciformes, Gasterosteidae. Gene Ontology annotation, molecular function: transmembrane protein transporter activity. Gene Ontology annotation, biological process: protein import into mitochondrial matrix.